GCUAAGGAAUGUUGUCACGACGACGACGACGCCAAGAUGGAGUACACGGGUAGCAGUUAUGAUGGGGAUUACAAAAACGGACGACUAGAAGGCAGCGGGAAAUACACCUUCCCAACAGAGACGAGAUAUGAGGGUGACUUGAAGGACGGAAAGUUUCAUGGAAAGGGAACACUGUAUUUCCCAAAUGGGAGCAAAUAUGUUGCAAGUUGGGAGCAUGGAAUAGCUGUGGAGGGAAAGUACACAUUUGCUGAUGGUCUUGAAUAUGAAGAGGAGGACUGGCUAUAUUGUGAUGGUUAUGAUAGAAGGUUUUACACAGAGAUCUGCAAUGGAUUAAAACCUGCAGGUCGGUCACAACUAACAAAUCGUAUUCCUCCACGAGACAUCCCUGAAGGUUGCUAUGACUGUGGAGACGGUUUCUAUAAUCCAAAAACUAGAGUCAUUGUAGACUACAAUCACAAGUUUCUGAGAAAUGCUGAUGAUGAUGAGCAUGAUUGGAUCGUGAGAACGUGCCGGAAAGGUUGGGAUGAAUAUGUCGGGCAUCAACAAACAUUUGGAGAGGCAUGAAGUUCAUUUGUUUUCUAGAAUCAGACAUUUUCCUUCUUCCUUAAAACGGUAAUUUGAAGAUAUUUUAGAGAAGAGUGUUUAUUUAUCUCAUGAGUUGUCUUUAUCAUUCAGUAAUUUUCAUCACAAGGAAAUUUCUGUUUCCAUGAGGGGAGUGAAUUAUGUUAAUGAAAGGUCUUACAAUUAAAGAAUAAAAUAUUUCACGGCCGAUAGGGUUCCAAAGUAUUGUUACCAAGAUUAUACAUUCGAUUAUUAUUGUGCAUCACCUGUGAUAAAAAUUGUUUUGCAGAAAUUGUUCAGUGUUGGCCUUGACCUCACAAUAAAUAUUGUCACCGAAACAUUUCCAUAUCAGUGUAUUACACUGUAAGAACACAAUAGUAUGUAUCUAUGUAAAUAUAUAUGAAAAAAUAUAAC
Lineus longissimus is the source of this 975-nucleotide messenger RNA. Its product is annotated as MORN repeat-containing protein 5-like. The record is from RefSeq and is a predicted model, not a curated record. The transcript is spliced from 5 exons. Bases 37 to 564 code for a protein of 175 amino acids. NCBI's taxonomy places the organism in Eukaryota, Metazoa, Nemertea, Pilidiophora, Heteronemertea, Lineidae.